This is a messenger RNA of Paecilomyces variotii, 2023 nucleotides long. Its product is annotated as putative MYND domain protein. Gene Ontology annotation, cellular component: nucleus. Lineage: Eukaryota; Fungi; Ascomycota; Eurotiomycetes; Eurotiales; Thermoascaceae. The coding region runs from base 118 to 1911 and encodes 597 amino acids. Gene Ontology annotation, molecular function: protein binding. The transcript has a single exon. The record is from RefSeq and is a predicted model, not a curated record.
UCUCCUGGAAGAACUUGAAUUUUCUUUUUUGAAGACAGAUUUGGCAGAUCAAGGAAAGGAAAAGAGAAGGAGCGAAAAAUAGACCCCUAUCCAUUAUCUCUCAUUAUUCUCUGUAUAAUGGAUCUCGCACUCAAACACCGCGAAGAAGCAACCGCCCGAUUAUACGGGGAUCCGCAUAACCCGCUCCUACAUCUAGAGCGCGGUCGCAUUCACGAGCAAUUGGGAUAUCCGGACCUCGCGGCUGCGGAUGCGUAUAGGGCUCUAACUCUAUUUGAGUCCGUGGUUGACCCGGAUGGGUGUGAGUUUUUGGCUAGAAAGAGGAAGGAUGUAACGGAGCAGGAAGAGCAGGAGAAAGAGAAGCGUGAUGAGGGCGAUGGGGAGGAAGAGGAUGAUGAUGAGGAGGAAAACUUUACACCGACAUCCCAAGAAGAAUACGAUUCUUCUAUAGGAGAUGUGUAUGGGCUUCUUGUGAGGAGUCUUGUUCGUUGUGGAUGCCUGCGCGAUGCGUAUGAGUUUUGUCUUCGUGGGAUGAAUCUCCUUGCUGAUGGUGAUGGUGAUUUGGUGAAGAGCGAGGAAAUUGGGCUGAAGGAGGAGAUGGAGAAGAUUAAGAGGAUCUCAGCAAUUCAGGAGCGGAGAAGAAGGAGAGGCAGUAAUUCUGCCGCUGCUGAUGAUGGUGAAGCUGAAAAAGAAGUCCAAUUGAACCCAACAACACUCAACGCUCAAGGAUACGCUCGCAGAGUCCUGUAUCCAUGGAACGAACACGAGCCGGAUCGCAAAGCAGCCGAUACGCUGCAGUUGCUGAAUGAGAGGUUGGGAGAUGUUGCUCCAAAGUGUGAGGUCAGAGCUGUCUCAUUGCCGGCUUUGCAUAAUGACCAUCCUUCCCAUGGGUCCAAGAAGGAUGGACAAGACGAAACCAAAAACGCAAACGAGGAGGUAUCAAUCCAGCUAGGUCUCUUCGCCAAAGAAGACAUCGCACCUGGCGAGAUCAUCCUGCGAGAAACGUCCCUUUUGACAGCAACAAAUCGUCUACACGACGACCUGUGCGACGCUUGCAAUGGUCCUCUGCCUGAACUCUCGUCAGGAAACCCCCCUGUUGCAUGCAUAGAGUGCGACGAUACCAUCUUCUGCAGCCAGGAAUGUCACGAUCGCGCACAGGAGGUAUACCACGCCGCUGUCUGCGGACAGGAAGGACUCGAGUCUAUCGGGAAAGAUAUUCCUGAUCCCAAAGACAAGGCGGAUUACUUAUACCUUUUGCUCCUGGGCCGAGCUAUUGCCAUGGCAGCUACGCAGGAGGUUCAUCCCCUCGAAUUGCCCGAGGUGAAAUACAUCUGGGGAGACUUCCAUGAUCUCCCGUCCUCCUCUACCGUCAUUUCACCAUCAGCAACAUCUACCGAACAGACCCUGCUGCCCUGGGAAUCGGACCCAACUUCCACCCUUCCGUUCUCAUUCCAACUCUCCAUCCUUCAACCGAUGCGCAUCCUUGAAGAAAUGGGUCUCGACCCCUUCGCCACUCUCCCUCUCUACGACACCUGGGUCCUGAAUACGCUCUAUGCCAAAUUCCGCGGCACCGCCUCAGGCCGUCUGUCCACAUGGGACGGUGGCCCCGAAGUCUGCGCCGUGCAUCCGCUCUGGUGUCUCGCCAACCAUUCGUGCGAUCCGAAUGUAAGGUGGGAGUGGGGUGCAGAGAUUACCUUCAUGGCGCGAACGACGGAGGAGAGGGCGAUGUGGAAGGAGAAAGAUGGGCGGGAGAGCAGAAGGAACAGAGGGGGCAUCAAGAAAGAUGAGGAGAUUCUAAAUCAUUAUUGCGAUAUUGGAUUGAGUGUCAAGGAGAGGAGGGAGUGGGCGAGGGGAGCGUUGGGCGGAAUGUGUUUGUGCGAGAGGUGUUUGUGGGAGGCGUCUUUGGAGGAGUGAUGGUUAUCAUGAAGGAAUAGAUGGUUCUCAAAACUCAUAGAGCUCUAGAUCAUGAGUGGCUAGCGGGGAUGUGUCGUGUUUAGAUACCCAGAGUUGUAAAAGUGGAUCUCGU